AUGAAUCAAUCCUGGCUUUUCAUCUUUUGCGUCGCGACCCUCGUGUCUUCUACCGUGAGCCAGAUCAUCUGCAAUGGGGCACCAGGCUUACGCGAAUCCUCAGGCAACACGGUUGCUUGCUACAGCGCCCAGAAAGGUGGGGUGAAAGAAUAUCUGUGCGACUGGAGCUCGUGUUCCCAAGCUACAGCCACCAAUUGUGAGAUCAAUAAUCAUGCAUACACGCCAACAGAGGUGUUUACUUGUGACAAAGGUUACAACCUUCCGAUCGGUAUCGACGACAAGAUCAAUUGCAAUGUCAACACCGAUUACAACAAAAAGUGUGGCGGCAAAUAUACGGAACCGUGUUUAGCCUCUCCCGCAGAUUCAUAUUUCGCUCAAUGCAAAACAAUCUCUGUUCAUUCGCAUUGUACCAAAUGCAACCCCAUCUAG
Melampsora larici-populina 98AG31 is the source of this 429-nucleotide messenger RNA. RefSeq lists its product as uncharacterized. NCBI's taxonomy places the organism in Eukaryota, Fungi, Basidiomycota, Pucciniomycetes, Pucciniales, Melampsoraceae. The transcript is spliced from 6 exons. The record is from RefSeq and is a predicted model, not a curated record. Bases 1 to 429 code for a protein of 142 amino acids.